UCAUGUGCAUGCUGUACUGGCUGAAAAGUUGCAAUCAGAUCCUUAUCAGGCUCCUUUAACUGCCUCUCUGCCAGGGCUUGGCAUGUGGCAUAUAAAGCCUGUCCCUGUAGCUGUGUCAGGCAUUGUCCCACUCCAUAUAAAGCAAGCUGGCUCUUCCCCGCAGCCCUUAAAUAUUCUUCUUGGGCAGUUAUUUGUGCAAGUGGAAAUUAAUCGCUCAGAUGUCCUUGGAAAGCGAAUGCAAGAAGGAGCUGGAGCAUGGCCGAAAUUGCCAUUUAAAUUCUUUUAAAUUGAAGAAUCUACUGGCAGAUAAUAUUUUGAAAUAUUUGUCCUUCUUUAAUGGUACUGCAUAUGAAAGUCCAUCAAGUAGAGCAAGAAGCAAUUUCUGGCUGGCAAAUGAUAAGUUCUGGUAUUUCAAUUGCGUUUCAAGUUGUAUUUCACUGAAAUGCACAGUCAUUGCACAAAUAAUAGCUCUAUGGAAAUGUCAUUAAAAGAUUUUGUGAUGUCUUUUAAGCAGUCUUAUUUAGGGAAAUUUUAAGAAAAUCAAGUUGUCUUUAGCCAGAUGUUGCAUAGACUAAGCUAAUUUUUUUCUGAUAGAGUUCUGUUUCUACAUUCAUGGAUAUUUUAGUUUUUUUCUUAAACAUUUGUUGAUGUGAAAUCAUGCAUGGCCGCUUUACUUGCCUGGAGUGGUGUGACACCCACAGGGGCUGUGCUGGCUGCUUUAGGAGCUUCCUUUGGGGAUUUCAAGGGAAUGUUCCUCAAAUGAGGGGGUCCAAAAGCUGCUGGGGAGGGCUUCAAGGCAGCUAAACGCUUUGUAAGAAAUAUUUACUUUGCACCUCUUCCUCUGAGAAACAUACAAGCGUACCAAGAUAUGUUACACUGAUACUGCCCUGUGAUUUUUUUUCAGCUCUAUGGCUAUUGUUACCAAGAUAGCAAUGACAUCCCAGACACGCUGACGGCCAUCACUGAACUAGGCUCACCUUUAGAGAUGAUUCAGCUUUUACAGACUUCCUGGGAAGACAGAUUUCGAAUAUGUCUCAGCUUAGUUCGGCUUUUGCAUUAUUUGGCUCACUCUCCUCUUGGCUCUGUGACACUGCUGGAUUUUCGCCCCCGACAGUUUGUGAUUGUGGAUGGGGAGCUGAAGGUGACGGAUCUAGAUGAUGCCAGUAUUGAGGAAAGCUCUUGCACCAGUAACAGUGACUGCUUUAUGGAGUUUCCAGCACGGAACUUCACUCUGCCUUGUUCUGUUGAGGGACGGUGCCAAAACAUGAAUGAAAAGAGGAAUCUCUACAAUGCUUACAGGUUUUUUUUCACGUACCUUCUGCCACACAGCGCGCCGCCCUCACUGAGACCAUUACUGGAUAAGAUAGUCAACGCCACAGGAGAGCUUCACUGGGGGAUAGAUGAAACAGCUGCUCAACUAGAAAGAGUUUUGAAUCUGUAUAAGAGUGGAGAGUACCUGCAGAACACUACCCGGAUAUUGAAAUCUGAGUACCGGCGGUUGCCUGAAGCCUUUAUUCCUGAUGAGAACUACAGAUGCUGGCCAUCUUACCAUCACAAGGGCUGCCUCCUCUCUGUGUUUGAUGUUAAUGAAGCCAUGGAGAUUUGCGACAGCUACUCCCAGUGCAAAGCUUUCGUCCUAACCAACCAGACGACUUGGACAGGUCGGCAGCUUGUCUUCUUCAAGGCGGCUUCAAAUCAUAUCAUGCCUGAUCCUGACAAGAUAACAUAUGUGAAAGUGACAGACUGACAGCUGAAGUGGCUCAGUCUGAUGUGUGAGUGACCAGAGCUGUUUGUGUAUAAAUAUAGGCAGCUGUUAUGUAUAAGGUGGCUGUGUCCAGAGAGAUAAUUGCACUAUUACUCAUUCUAAUCUAUAGAGUGCUAAACAAAACUUUUAAGAAGUAACCUGCGUGACCAGGAUGAAUGUGCAAUAAGACAACAUUUUGAAAAUGUGAUUUUUAAAACGAAGCAAAAUACAAAAUACGAUACACUGUUGGGAUGUAAUUUUGGAUAUAAAUCAACUGGCAGCUCUAACUUUUCUAACUAAGGUUAGUGUGACUUUUCUGACCUGUGUGUGUGAGUACAGGGACAGAAGUUGAUUAUUUCUAUGAGAAAUCUGUAUCUUCUGCAUUGAUAUUUAUUUGAGCUCGUACAAUCACAACAGAGUAACUGAAACAUAUCAAUUUGUAAGCUAAGUAUCAAACAUUGCUGAAGACAAUCAGCAUUCAUGUUAAAGCUAUCGAAUAUGCAAUAGCAACAUGUUUGUCAAAAUGAAAGAAUUGAUUAUGUUUAGAAUUGCAAGACUGUAGCUAAUUUUCAUUUUCGCUUCCAAUGUUAUCACAAAGGUUCAUUUUUUUUAAUUUAAAAGAGCCAUUUUGUAGGUCUAGCAAAUCACAUAAGCAUUUGAAUGGUCCCCCUGAAAGGCAGGGGCUUAACCAAGUGCUGAAUGCAUUGCUGAAUAGGGAUAGGCCUAAGCAUAUGCUUACAAUUAAGCCUGUGCUUAAGACUUUUGUUGAAUCAAGUUUGAAUUGUUCAUGAAGCCACAUCUUUGACAAACAGGCAAAGCAAUCCAUCUGGUAAAACAGAACUAUUUUAUGGAAUAUCUUGCAGUUAUUCAUAUUUUUAUCAUCAAAUCCGUGGUUUUCUAAGGCACCGCUUGCUAAUUCUUAGAGUGAAUGAAGUAAAUGACCUUAAUAAUGGUAAUUGAAUGCUAGCCUUAAUUCUAUAUAAAAUGCUUUUUAUAGGCAUGGUGUGUCUAGAGAAUUUGCUUUCAGUGAAAGCAAUGAAGUAAAUGCUAAAGUGACCAAUGUCAUACUGUUUUGUAGUUUGUACAGCCAGGGAAAAAAAAUGUGCAUUUGUUUCUUAAAUGGUUUAUUUUUGUAAUAAAUAAAAGAUAAAUGCAAU
Molecule: messenger RNA, 2901 nt
Organism: Meleagris gallopavo (turkey)
Lineage: Eukaryota; Metazoa; Chordata; Aves; Galliformes; Phasianidae
Source: RefSeq, a predicted model, not a curated record